ACGUCCAAAGAAGCGUAUGUCCUGUCUCUACCUUCCGUGGAGCGAGAGGAGUAUCUUCUCGCUCUGCGCGUCCUACUCUAUGGCUACAAAUACGACCACUAUACCCGCGACCCGAGUCGGGACGUUAUCGUCAUGACGACUCCUCAUGUUCCUGUCGAGGUUGAAGACCAACUGCGGGCCGAUGGCGCAAUCAUUUUCCGCCACGACCUCAUCCCUUCCAUUACGGACCCCUUCGAUAUCAACAGCGAUCACAUCUGCAGACAUUGCUACAAUAAACUCCUCGUCUGGAAUAUGAUUCAAUACGAGCGUGUCCUACUCGCCGACUCUGACUUCUUGAUGGUGAGGUCACUCGAAGGGAUCUGGGAUGAGCCGGAAUCUCAAGCUGAGACGGGACUGGCUGCUCGUUCCGUACUCCACUCGGAUCCGGGGACUGACUAUCUUGACUCAAGCUUCGUAAUUGCUAGACCCAAUCGGACGAUGUUCGAGGAGCUUCUCUUGGUUCAAGGCUCCCCGGGUCCAAUGCAGGACAUUGGGCAGUCGCUACUCGAUAAGUACUUCCGGAAGGACGGCCCGCAUCCCUGGUCCGCACUAGACGAAAAGCUACAUGAAAAAUGCUGGAUGGACAGUGGGGACUGGGCAUUGACUAGUCUAUGGAGCAUGAAAGUAGGGAAGAUGUUGGGUCAUCAGCUGGCG
Dioszegia hungarica is the source of this 693-nucleotide messenger RNA. RefSeq names its product nucleotide-diphospho-sugar transferase. Lineage: Eukaryota; Fungi; Basidiomycota; Tremellomycetes; Tremellales; Bulleribasidiaceae. Gene Ontology annotation, biological process: protein N-linked glycosylation. The annotation marks the transcript as partial. The transcript is spliced from 3 exons. The record is from RefSeq and is a predicted model, not a curated record. Gene Ontology annotation, molecular function: glycosyltransferase activity.